AGUGUCCCUCCUGGUCCCCACUGAGGAGAGAAGCCCACCCAGACCACGCUCCCCCGCUGGCCAGAGAGCCCCAAGAGUCCUGCUGCUCCUCCUCCGAUCUUGCCGGCAGCCCAGGGAGGCAACAUGGCAUCCCGGAUCCCCUGCUUCCUCCUCCUCCUGCUGCCGCUGCUUCUGAGGGCCGCCCACACCUUCCACACCCCCAGGCUGGAGGAUGGCGGUGCCAGCGGGGAGGGCGAGGGCUCUUCGUCGGCCAGCCUCCCGCCCCCCAGUACCCCGAGGCUGAGCCGCACCUCGGCCCAGCCGCGCCCGACACCCCUGGCCGGCCCAGGGGGCCCGGACCCCGCCACCACCAACUUCCUGGACGGGAUCGUGGACUUCUUCAAAGAGUACAUGCUGCUCAUCUCGGUGGUCGGCUCUCUGGCCUUUCUGCUCCUGUUCAUCGUCUGCACGGCCCUUAUCGUGCGCCAGAAGCACAAGGCCUCGGCUUACUACCCCUCCUCCUUCCCCAAGAAGAAGUACGUCCACCCGAGCGACAAGGCCGGGGGCGGCCGGGCCUUCAGCGAGGUGCCCGAGAAGCCCCCCGCCGCGCAGCCCCAGGAGCCCCUCGAUGCCUCUUGCCAGCUCCAGGCUGACAUCCUGGCUGCCACCCAGAACCUCCGCUCCCCAGCCAGGGGCCCCUCGGCCGACGGGGACGGAGUCCUGAUGGAGGAGAGGCCCCCCACAACACCCCACGGAGGGGACAAGGACCCAGAUGGGGCGGGCCGGGGGACCCGGGAGGUGGAGGGGGAGAAGAAGGCCAAGGGGGAACCCCAAGGGGAGCCUCGGGAGGAGGGAGAGGAGGAGGAGGAGGAGGAGGAGACAGCACCGGCCGCCCUCCUGGGAGCGGGAUCUCCAGAGGAAGAGUGUCCGGAGGCCGCCCCCGUGGUGGCGGUGGCGGAAGAAGUUGGAGCCAAGGCCGAGUUGCCGCCGGAAGCCCCAGGAGAGGCUUGCGCCUGCAGCAGCCGACCCCCAGAAGCCUAGCAGGUCCGGACCUGUCGCUGAGGCCCUCCCCUCCCUCCCUCCCCCAUCCCCACAGGACCCCAAGACCCUCACCGGACUGCCCCAACAUAGCCACCUAAACCCACCAUGCCCCCAAGACCGGAUUCUCACUGAGGCUGGGCUGCCAGGGAGGACUCUUGCCUGGUGGGGAUGGGGCUGGCCCAGGGGCACCCGGUGGCAGGGACCCCCCCACCCUAACACUGGUCUGACUGUUCCCGGCCACUGCCGAGCCCCCCUCCCCCCCCAACCCACACCUGCCACUGCCUCCUCCGAGCCUCCCACUUGGGAAGCUCUCAGGAUCCAUCGUCCAUCCCAGGACCCCUGGGGACUUGGGGGCCAGUCUCACCGCCCCACCACCUGUGGGGGCCCAGGAGGGGUUGAAACAAGGCUCGGGCAAUGACCCCACUCCCCUUCAGACGUUUGGGGAGGCAGACCGUAUUUAUGACGUGAUGGGACCUGCUGUUCCAUCAAAAAGACAAGAGAAGAGUGUGAAAGGUGUGGAUUUGGGUGGGGUCAUGCGGGGAUCCCCCGUUGGAUGGGGGCCCCCCUUUUGGGGGAAAUUAACCCCUCACAGCCUGGCUUCCACCGAGACCCGGGGCCUCUCCACUCAGGUGGAAGGAGCCUCUGCCUGAUCAGGGCCUUCGGGGGGGCCACCACCUGCCUGAAAGACCAGGGGUGCCGAGCCCCCCCCAGAAUCCCUCCUGGCCUUUUCUCCCUCAACAGCUCCACGGAGGAGGGUGGGGGCGGGUCUCCCCAUGGCUCCAGAUCGGAGUUGGUGGCCGGGGUGGGCUGGGGCCAGUGCGGGCCACACUGUUGCCAAAUAAACCUUUUCUCUUCUAUUU
Molecule: messenger RNA, 1880 nt
Organism: Tachyglossus aculeatus (Australian echidna)
Lineage: Eukaryota; Metazoa; Chordata; Mammalia; Monotremata; Tachyglossidae
Gene: TMEM119
Product: transmembrane protein 119
Exons: 2
Coding region: 124-1020 (298 amino acids)
Biological process (GO): ossification; positive regulation of osteoblast proliferation; positive regulation of osteoblast differentiation
Cellular component (GO): plasma membrane
Source: RefSeq, a predicted model, not a curated record